Messenger RNA from Synchiropus splendidus (mandarinfish), 5093 nucleotides. It is a transcript of the gene adcy2b, whose product is annotated as adenylate cyclase 2b (brain). Gene Ontology annotation, cellular component: plasma membrane. The transcript has 25 exons. Gene Ontology annotation, biological process: cAMP biosynthetic process; intracellular signal transduction; adenylate cyclase-inhibiting G protein-coupled receptor signaling pathway. The coding region runs from base 563 to 3940 and encodes 1125 amino acids. Lineage: Eukaryota; Metazoa; Chordata; Actinopteri; Syngnathiformes; Callionymidae. The record is from RefSeq and is a predicted model, not a curated record. Gene Ontology annotation, molecular function: adenylate cyclase activity.
GUUUUUUUGUUUUUUUUUUUACAUCUGAUACCAGACAAGUUAUUCCUCACUUUUAUGUUGGAAUUUUAAACACUUGUCCACACAUGUAGUGUUCUGAGAAGUAUCGAGUCUGGAUCACGCAGUCACCCCCACUAAACCACAUGAACACACACCCUCUUCUCCUCCCUGUCUCUCUUCCUCCCUCCCAGUUGUUCUCGCUCUCCCCCUUCCUCAGCCGCUUGCGCUGGCUCUCAUUCUCAUUUGCACCUCAGCUUAGGAACAUGGUGCCUCUCUGCUGCUCCGAUACUGCUCCCUGCCUCCCGACUGGGCAGGUGUGUUGUUGUCAUUACUGCUCAUGCUGCCUUUUGUAGAGGAGCGCCGCCAAGAGGAGAAGGAUUCGCCAAGACUAAAGGACACAAUGGAAAGUGAAGUGAUUCAGAUGCCGGUCCGUCUCAGCGAACUUUUAAAAGCGUAGAACAGACGGUGUAGGAGCAGGAAGACAAACUCACUCCAAAGAGCUUCUUGUGCUUUGGUGAAGAGCAGAGGCCGGUGAACAGGUACGUCCUGUAAAAGGCAACUACCCAUGUGGCAGGAAGCUCUAUGGACCCGUGGACGCUACCUGCUAGAGAAGAGCGACGGCGGAGAGGGAGCAGAGGGUCCCGAGAGCCUUGCAGAUGGCUGUCCCGGCUUCCAGGGAGAACUUUGUGUGGAAGGGGAGAAGCCCCAAGACUGGCUAUACGAGUCCUACUACAGAAUGAGCCAGCAGCAUCCACUCAUCGUUUUCCUUCUGCUGAUUGUCAUGGGAACCUGCCUCGCUCUACUUGUGGUCUUUUUCGCCUCCGGGCUGAAUACAGAGGACCACUUGGCUUUCCUCAUUACAGUGCCGGCUGCUCUUUUCCUGUUUCUGUCCAUAUUUGUCCUGGUCUGCAUUGAGUCCAUCUUCAAGCGGAUGCUGCAGCUCUUCUCCCUACUCAUAUGGGCCUGUCUGGUGAUCAUGGGCUACCUGUUCAUGUUCUCAGGGGGAAUACUCAGUCCCUGGGACCAGGUGUCCUUUUUUCUGUUCAUCGUGUUCGUUGUGUACACCAUGCUGCCGUUCUCUAUGAGAGGAGCCAUUAUCGCCAGUGUCAUCACCUGCUUCUCCCACACUGUCACCCUCAGCAUCUGUUUGGCCUCAACUGUCACAGACCUGGAACCAUUAGUCUGGCAGAUUUUAGCCAACGUAAUCAUUUUCACGUGUGGAAACUUGGUCGGAGCAUAUCACAAGCAUCUGAUGGACCUGGCCCUCAAACAGACCUACCAAGACACGUGCAACUGUAUAAAAUCUCCAAUCAAGCUGGAGUUUGAGAAGCACCAACAGGAACGUCUUCUCCUUUCUUUACUGCCGGCUCACAUUGCCAGAGUAAUGAAAGCAGAGAUAAUCCAGAGGUUGCAGGGACCAAACUUUGGUCGAACGGAGAGCACCAAUAACUUUCAUAACCUUUAUGUGCAACGUCACACCAACGUGAGUAUUCUAUAUGCUGACAUCGUGGGAUUCACUCGACUGGCCAGCGACUGCUCUCCAGGGGAACUUGUGCAUAUGCUGAAUGAACUUUUUGGAAAGUUUGAUCAGAUUGCAAAGGAAAAUGAAUGUAUGCGAAUCAAGAUUCUGGGGGACUGCUACUACUGUGUGUCUGGCCUGCCCCAGUCUCUGCCUCAGCAUGCGAGGAACUGCGUGAAGAUGGGCCUGGACAUGUGUGAGGCCAUCAAGAAGGUGCGGGAUGCCACUGGAGUGGAUAUCAACAUGCGUGUGGGCGUCCAUUCUGGGAAUGUCCUGUGUGGUGUUAUUGGGCUCCGUAAAUGGCAGUAUGAUGUCUGGUCACAUGAUGUAACACUAGCCAAUCAUAUGGAGGCAGGAGGGGUUCCAGGACGAGUCCAUAUUUCAUCAGUGACACUAGAACACCUGAAAGGCUCAUACAAGGUGGAGCCUGGAGAAGGACAGAGUCGAGACUCUUACCUGAGGGAGCAUGGUGUGGUGACAUACCUGGUCAUCAACCCCAAGACUGAACGCCACAGCCCGCUGCUGGGUUUGCGCUCUCGUCCUUCGAUCGAUGCUGGAAAGAUGAGGGCGUCGGUUAGGAUGACGCGCUACUUGGAGUCCUGGGGGGCUGCAAAACCCUUUGCUAACUUGCACCAGAGAGACAGCAUGACUACAGAAAAUGGCAAGAUCAACACCAAAGACGUUCCAAUGGGACAGUAUCAAUUCCAACGACGAGAAAGUUGUGUCUCUCCCUUCAACGAAAGGUCCAAGUCACAGAGGAGAAGAUUUGAGGAGGAACUUAAUGAGCGAAUGAUUCGCACCAUUGACGGCAUCAACUCUCAGAAGCAGUGGCUGAAGUCCGAGGACAUCCAGAGGAUCUCAUUGUUCUUUCACAACAAAGCCCUGGAGAAAGAGUACAGAUCCACAACACUUCCUGCCUUCAAGUACUACAUCACAUGUGCCUGCUUGAUCUUCUGCUGUAUAUUCAUUGUGCAAGUCCUUGUUUUGCCCAAAACUGCUGUUCUGGGAAUUUCAUUUGGCUUUGCAUUCUUAUUGCUGGCUCUGAUCCUCAUCCUUUGUUUCGCUGGCCACAUUCUGCAGGGAAGAAAAGGGUCAUUCUGCACAUUCACCUGCUUUCCUGCCUCCUCCCACAUCAUCAUCACCAAUAACCCCUGGCUGCGUUUGGUCCUGACAAUGACCACCACUGCUCUAAUAUUGGUGAUGGCUGUUUUCAAUAUGUUCUUUGUGGAGGAUCCAGGGGGAUCAAUGGAUGCCACCCUGACAACCUCAUCACCACUCAAUGAAACCAAUGACACAGUGUGGGACCACCAGAAUGGAAGCCCAGGAGAAAGAAGGUUUUACCUCCCAUACUUCAUUUACUGCUGCAUCCUGGGUCUGGUGUCCUGCUCUGUCUUCCUGAGGAUCAACUACGAGCUGAAGAUGGUGGUCAUGCUAGUGGCUGUGGUGAUCUACAACAUCAUCAUCCUGCAGACGCAUGCUUCCCUUCUGGAUGUCUUCAGCAAAGCUCUGUACCCGACCGACACACUGGAUAGACCAGGAGUCCUAAAAGAUCUGAAGACCAUGGGGUCUGUGUCUCUCUUCAUCUUCUUUAUCACCCUCCUGGUUUUGGCCAGACAGAACGAGUAUUACUGUCGGUUGGACUUUCUCUGGAGGGACAAGUUCAAGAGGGAGUGUGAAGAGAUCGAAACAAUGGAGAACCUGAACCGGGUUCUGCUGGAGAACGUCCUCCCCGCCCAUGUUGCGGAGCACUUUUUGGGACGAAACUGGAAAAAUGAGGACCUCUACCAUCAGUCGUAUGAGUCUGUGUGCGUGAUGUUCGCCUCCAUCCCGGACUUUAAAGAGUUCUACACAGAAUCGGAUGUGAACAAGGAAGGACUGGAGUGUCUCCGUCUGCUAAAUGAGAUCAUAGCCGAUUUUGAUGAGCUUCUGUCCAAACCAAAGUUCAGUGGCGUAGAAAAGAUAAAGACCAUCGGGAGCACUUACAUGGCAGCCACAGGACUGAAUGUGACUCCUGGACCAGAGUGUGCACAGGAGCACGACAGGCAGAACAUGCACAUUGGCACCAUGGUGGAGUUUGCCUUCGCUCUGGUCGGGAAGCUGGAUGUCAUCAACAAACACUCCUUCAAUGACUUCAGACUCAGAAUUGGGAUCAAUCACGGGCCGGUAAUAGCAGGUGUGAUUGGGGCCCAGAAGCCGCAGUAUGACAUCUGGGGAAACAGCGUCAACGUGGCCAGUCGGAUGGAGUCAACUGGAAUACUGGGAAGAAUACAGGUCACGGAGGAGACGAGUCGGAUUUUGUCAGCGCUUGGCUACAUGUGCUGCUGUCGAGGGAUCAUCAACGUGAAGGGCAAAGGAGAGCUGAAGACAUACUUUGUCCACACAGAGAUGACGCGGUCUCUGUCUCAGGGUACAGUUAUGCCUUGAGCAGCUUGCUCACCCAAAAAUAGACUUCCGAAGUGGCAUUUGCAGUGAUUUGUCAUGCUAUAACUACUAAAGUCAGAAGAAAGUACUGCAGUGGACUCGGGCCAGGUGAAGUGGGUCCAAUCUUAAAGUGGUACGAAGCACGUUGUGAUGCACUGCAACCAACCGGUGCAAGUCUCUGAGCCUUAUCGAUACCUGAGCAACCUGGCUUCAGUGCCAUUAUCCACACUCCACACUGGGACUGUUGCUCAAGCAUGGAAUCUCAGCCUUUCAUACCUAUUGGAUCCAUCCCUAGGUCCCUGGAUCCUCUUCCUCACUGCCACAAACCGAUCUUUGCAGUCUGCCUCAUGAAAGUCCCAGAACAUCUGCACCCCAUUAUGUUACGGUACCUUGUUGGCUAUGAUGCAUUAAUUCAUGUCAUAAAUUGUAACAUUUAGGGUUAGUGUUACAUUUACUGUCUUUUCCUCCAAAUAUUUUUUGUGGUAAAUCAGUACUACUAAAAUUAACUAAUGGUGUUCUAGCUGAUGAAGUGCUCAUGUUUUGUGGUGUUACUAUGAAGGCAUUUAAUUGUGCAUCCCUCACUUUUGUUAAAUAUGAUGUUUGAUAUGGGGUGUGUGCCAGUAUAUAUAUAUAUAUAUAUAUAUAUAUAUAUAUAUAUAUAUAUAUAUAUAUAUAUAUAUAUAUAUAUAUAUAUAUAUAUAUAUUUAUAUAUUUAUAUAUAUAUAUAUAUAUUUAAGGUGGUGAUUUUUUAUUGAAUGUUGAAUGACUGCAUCCGGAGUUGCCCUAAACAACUUGAAUGUGUGCCUUUGUGGACAUGAGUACUUUGUUAGAGGAGAAAGAGCUCAUGACUUCCUGCUGUACUUGUGGACGGGCAACGGUGUGUUUUGUUUAUGACACUUGGCAGACUUGCAGCUGGUGUCUCUCCAUUUAUUCAACACGGACGUAAGAAUAAUUUACCAUCAUACCAAGCUGAUGAUGCCAGCCCAUUUCCUGUGGGAUGGGUAGCUGGCCAGAAUUUGUGAGUGCUAUUUCUAGCUUUUAGUGAUGCAUUAGUGUUCCACUAAAUAGUCGGCGGCCUCUCGGUUUAUAAUCCAUUAGGGAUGAAAGCAAACAGCAACACGUGUUUUGUUCACUGCUUUUGUUAUUCAUUAAAUGU